CUACAGCAAAAAAAACAUCACCGGGGUCUCCCUUUGCCCCCAUUAUGCACAUCUUACCUUACACACAACCAUAACAAACAACUCUCUCUCUCUUGCACCCCCCAACACAGUCCCUCAGGUCCAGACUAUGUAAGUGUCUUUCUGCAAGUCAUAGGACUAUUUAAAGCCAAGGGACUGUUUUGACACACGCACAUAAAUGAGCACAUGUGCAUUUUAUAUAUUGCCCUAGUUAGUUUGGUAUGUUUUGUAGUACUGCUAUUUUAUAGGAACGCAUAAGUAAACAUAGCAGUGCUGUACUUUGUUUUAUUUUUUAUUCGCCAACCGCAGUUUUUUGUCUCCAUGGAGCCACCGUAGUGAGUAGACCCAGUCAGUGCGGUGAGAUAAAACCACGCCCACAUCCUCAGGCCCUGCAGCCGUUGUUCCCGCCCUUUAUCGCUUCUCUGGUCCUAUUUGAGUGCGAGAGCAAACUCGCGUCCAAUCACAUCGUCAGAAGCGUGCGUCGGAAAUAUGGGCGGGGAAAAAAAAAAAAAAAAAAAACAUCCGCUCUCAGGAACCCAAUGGACAUGGCGGCGCAAAUGGAGUGCGUUAACGCUAAAUAUGUUUCCCAGAAGAUCAGUAAGACGCGAUGGAGGCCAGUUUCAGCAGCUUCACUACAGCAGCCUGAGGUUUUCUCCACGGGCUCGUGGGACAAUGAGAAUAAUAAAGUGUGUGUGUGGGGUGUGGGAGAACCUGCAGGCUUCACCAUGGAGGAUGAACUGGAAGGAGAUCCGCAGCUUCUGUGUGAAUGUGAACACGCCGGGGACGUGCUUGACCUUCAGUUCUUGGAUCAAGACAGACUUGUAACGGCCUCGUCAACCGGAGCAGUGACCGUCUACAAACUCCAUCCUGAUAACCAGACUCUAUCUGUGGCUCAUGUGUGGGAUCGGGCACACCGCUAUCAGAGUGCUAACGCUCCCUGUACUGGAGUGGCGUGUAACAGUCCGGAGCUGAUUUCAGUAGGCGAGGACGGAAGAGUCAUCCUCUACAAAGCAGAUCAGAGGGGCAUCGUGCGAGCCAUCGAAAAUGCAGACAACAGCACGAUCCAUGGCGUGACGUUCCUGCGGACGACCGAGGUCUUGACGGUGAACUCCAUCGGCCAGCUGAAACUCUGGGACUUCAGGAAGCAGGGCAGCGACCCUGCUCAGAUCCUCGCGCUAACCGGGGAUAGGGUUCCUUUGCACUGUGUGGACCGACACCCCAACCAGCAGCAUAUAGUAGCCACCGGAGGCCAAGACGGCAUGCUGUGUAUCUGGGACGUGAGGCAGGGCAACAUGCCCUUCUCCAUCAUGGAGGCUCACUCCGCUGAAAUGUGGGAGGUGCGUUUUCACCCGACAAACCCAGACCACUUGUUCACCUGCUCGGAGGACGGCUCUCUGCUCCACUGGGAGACUUCCUCGGGGUCUGACACACCCUUGUUCCUGCAGGGACGCAACAGCAGCAUGAUGUCCCGCAGUGCCACGGCUCCCGCAGGUGGAAACCAGUCCCUCAUCAGCGCCUGGCUCAACGGGGACUCCAGCAAAGGCAAACUGGAGACCACACACAUGCUCCCCAGCCAGACGCUCUCGGUCAACAGCCUGGAUGUGCUCGGGCAGUGUUUAGUGUGUGGGACCGACGGGGAGGCUGUUUACGUCCACAGACGUGUUCAUGUCUGACCUUUGGGUUACACCUGUUUUUUUUUUGUGUGUGUUUUUGUGUGUGUGUAUAUGUGUGUGUAAAGCACUUCGAUUAAAAAAAUCUUUUGAUUCAA
This is a messenger RNA of Silurus meridionalis, 1786 nucleotides long. RefSeq names its product nucleoporin 43 (gene nup43). The record is from RefSeq and is a predicted model, not a curated record. The coding region runs from base 558 to 1691 and encodes 377 amino acids. Lineage: Eukaryota; Metazoa; Chordata; Actinopteri; Siluriformes; Siluridae. Gene Ontology annotation, molecular function: protein binding. Gene Ontology annotation, cellular component: nuclear pore outer ring. The transcript is spliced from 8 exons.